GUACGAGGAGGACGUGGCGCGCAACGUACAGUAGUAAGGGCACACUCACUGUUGGACACUCUAGAAUGUAUCUGGCAUCCGUGGCCGCUAAAUUCUGUGGAAGAAGUACAAGUGCGAGUACGGCCUAAGAGAGGCGGGAGGGGGAAGAAGGUGAACAAGCAGGAGGGCGGCUUAGGAAGACAGGGGGACGGAGGAGAGAGAGGGAGAGGAGGACGGGGAGGAGAUAAGGGGUUCUAUAGGAACAUGCGCACGAAGAGGGGGAAGGAGGCGGAGGAGGAGGAGGAGGUAUGGUGUUAGGGAAGAACUGUAUAGAGGGAUUGACAGAGAGAUAGUACGAGGAGGGAUAGGAGGAGAAGAAAUAGAGGAAGAAGAGGAGAGGGAGGAGACGAGGAAUAGGGCGGGGUUUAGGGGAGACAAGGAAAAGCAAGGACCCACAGUCACGAUGGGUGACCCACUACAUGAGCUGCUACUGCCCCUGUCCGCGUGUCCCGAUCCCGUCAGGCCGGCUAGUCUCUCUGCCGCCGAUUUGCACGCUUGUCUUCAGCGCCUUCGUCAACGAUCGGAGGAGGUGAAAACGAAAGUUCGUGGACUUGUCACAGCGCUCAGUGACGUGGACAAGAGUGUGGAUGACGUGGCACCCCUAGCCGCGGAGAUCCCGCGGCUGCUGGAGCGCCUCCUUCCUGGAAUUGCGCUUGGUAAUGGGGGGGUCUGCGAAGAACUCGCAGUAGAAGACGACAAGGAUUCCCCGGCCGCGGGAUCUCGACUUGCCUCCGAAGUCGGACUGAAAGCGACCGCGACCGCGGGGACGACGAUCACAGAUGGCGUGGCAGACAUCGAGUCCUCCACCUCCACCUCCACCACCAUUACCACCUCCUCCUCCUCCUCCUUCGCUGACGCAUGUUUCCCGCCUUCUGUGUCGGCGAUCGGGGGCGACAUUUCUGCAACUGCCCGGAAUGCGAGGAGGGUCAAGCGAGAGCUCCGGGAAAUCGAGGACUCGAUCGAGACGGUAGAAAUGGUGGUGGGAGUGCACGAAGUGCUCACGAUGAUAGACAAAAGCUUGCUGAGAGGGGAGAUCGUGGACGCGGCCAGAGCAGUUGUGCGGCUAGAAAGGGCAAUCAUUCGAGCUGGAGUGAAGAGAGAAGCAGAUGGAAAAGAUGAUGAUGAUGAUGACGAGGAGGAGGAGGAGGAGCGUGUUUUGGAGAACGUCGGUGAAGAAGAGGUAGGGUUGGUUGUGUUGUCGGAAGGAAGAGGAGAAGGUGCGCUUGCAUCCGGUGCGCCAUCUUCCACGGUGGCGGUCAUCGAACAGGUGGCUUCAGAGCGUGGCGAUGGUGGUCAGCAGCAAGCCAAGGAGAGGGAGGAGAGACACAGCGAGAAGGCGGAGGAGGAGAUCCGCGUGUUUGGUAUCCUGAGAAGCGAGUUCUCGCUGAGAAAGACAAAGUUGAAAGGUAUUCUUGAGAGUCUGUUUCGGCGCGCAUUGGUGAUCGACCGGAUUCAUUGUGAGCUCAGGUGGAUGCCAAUAGUGCAGCUCUUUCGAAGACACAGUGGUAGUAAUUCCGGCCAGAUCAGCGGAACGGAUCUGAAUGAUACGGAUGUUGAUGUCGGUUUUGGUGACAUUCUUGAUGCUUUGGAGGUAAGCAUCACACUCUCAUAACCUUUUCUUUAGUUUUUUCGGGAGGGGGGGCGAGGGGGACGGAGGGUAACAUUCUGGAUGCUGUAGACAUCAGCAUCA
Messenger RNA from Chara braunii, 1729 nucleotides. Lineage: Eukaryota; Viridiplantae; Streptophyta; Charophyceae; Charales; Characeae. The record is from the annotation of a GenBank genome assembly.